CCGCUGUCCUACACCAUGCAGGUUGGUCUGUCAUACGUUAGCUCGUCUAAGAAAUCGAGCAACUAUCUUUUAGUACAGCUGCCGAGCCUGCAGUGUUGCAUUGCCGUUGCUAGAGAAUGUGCUCAAGUCAUCCGCCGCUUACUGAUGUUGUCUGGAGAUGUAGAGACUAAUCCGGGUCCUGUUACCUCAAGUGAAAUCCUAAGCGAAUUGCAGAAGCUGUUUGCAGGUCAAACUAAACUCAUCGAGGAGGUAAAGGGCCUAAAAAGUCAGCUGCAGAUAACCGAUAGGACCAUAUCGGACCUAGGCAGGCGGAUGACUGACCUGGAGGGUCAUUACCAAGGCCUUUCCACGCUACGUGCUGAGGUGGAGGCCACGGUGACCAGGGCCGCCCACGCGGCUCGUCAGGUCUCUGACCUUGAGGCCCGUGUGGACGACACUGAAAAUCGAUCCCGACGAAAGAAUCUAAUAUUUUAUGGUGUGCCCGAUCUCUCACCUACAGAGACUUUUGCCCAGUCCGAACAAAAAAUCAUUCGCCUUUGCUCUGAACUUUUUGAUGUAACAUUAGACUCGAAAGAAAUAGAACGUGCCCACCGCCUCGGGCGUCAUUCGGUCGAGCGUCCACGACCAAUAAUAGUGAACUUCUCCUUUUUCAAAACUAAAGAAGCCAUCCUUUCGAACGGCCGUAAACUAAAAGGUACUAACUUCAGCAUGGGCGAAGAUUUUUCCCGCUCAGUUCGCAACGCACGGAAGCACCUCCUUGCCUUUGCUAGAAGCAAAUCUGCUCCCUUUUCUUUGCGCUACAAAACACUGCUCAUCGGCGCAAAACGUUACGUUUUCGAUGAAUCAUGCCAAUCAGUCAAAGAAAUCUCAUAGCAAUCGCACCGUCAACAGAAAAUUACAACACGCCCCCAACGUGCCCCUCGAACUAAUCUUUCUUUUUCGGUGAUCUUUACUAACAUACGCAGCUUUCUUCCGAAGCGCGAACUCGUAUCUGGCGUUGUAUUAUCUUCUGAAUGCAAUGUACUUGUGCUCACUGAAACUUGGCUAACCAGUGAUGUUACUGACUCCGAAGUUUUAGCGUACCUGCCAAAUUUCCGUCUCUUUCGUAAUGAUCGCAAAGGUACUCGCGGGGGAGGUGUUCUCAUUGCCGUAAACCAUCAAAUACCAUGCACUACUAUUAACACUUCAUCCGAUCUGGAAAUACUCUGGCUCAUCUGUCAUGCCGCUCCUGAAACAGUGCUGUUGGGUGUCUGUUACAGG
This is a messenger RNA of Ixodes scapularis (black-legged tick), 1260 nucleotides long. RefSeq lists its product as uncharacterized. The coding region runs from base 16 to 873 and encodes 285 amino acids. The transcript has a single exon. The record is from RefSeq and is a predicted model, not a curated record. NCBI's taxonomy places the organism in Eukaryota, Metazoa, Arthropoda, Arachnida, Ixodida, Ixodidae.